GAGUUCCGGAGCAGUCUAGCAGAUGUCCUCGCCGAUCAGCGAGACGUCGCCCGGCCUUUUUGCAGCGUCUGACUCCAGGCUGGAGCGGAGCCGGUGCGGGACGGGGUGAGUGGAGCCGGGACACAGGGGAUCUGCUCUUGAUGGUAUUAAAUGAGAUUAGGUGUUGACAUCUGAAGAUCAGUGGUCUACAAAAACGCAUCGCAGCUGUGGGAGCAGAAUUAAAGAGAUGGAAUUGAACUGGGCUGCCACCACUCUGCUCCUCGCCGGGAUGAUCUGUGACGCAGCACGAGGGCAUUGGCAGUGGACGCCCUGGUUUAAUAUCGACCACCCUGGGGGGAGUGGUGACCACGAGCGACUUGACGCCAUCCAGCGAUACUACCCGGCCCAACUCUGCCAAACGCCACUGGGAGUUGAAGCUCGCACCGUGCAUGGUGUCCCCGCCGCGCUGACGGGAGAGGCGGUGCACCUCAAUCACCAGCAUGGGUUCUGGUGCGUGAAUGAAGAGCAGCCCUCGGGGAAACACUGCUCCAACUACGCGGUGAGGUUCCGAUGUCCCACAGGAUCUGCUUCUAGGAUGGCUUUGAGCUCGUGGUCCACGUGGUCAGAGUGGGCACCCUGCAGCGCGGGCUGUGAGCAGACUGGAGUGCAGACACGGAGCCGCGCUUGCUCCACAGCACAGCUGCCAGACUGGCGGCAGCACUGCCCCGGCCCCCUGCAGGAGGGGCGGAUGUGCCAAGGCCAACCCUGCACAGUGACUCCCUCAACAGAGUUGAGACUGCAUAGUCUUCCAGCGAAGAGCGAUGGGCAACAGCAGACUGCUGGUUGUGAGCUAAGGUGUGCCAUGGGCCGUGUGAAUGCAGCGUGCACCCAGUGCAUGUGUGAGGAUCAUUCCCUCUAUGGUUCAGUGCGACUCCAUGAUGGGGCUCCUGCCUCCGAGGCAACUGUUCACCUGAGGGGAAGCUCCAACAAAGCCUUGACCGUCUGUGACAAUAACGGCAAGUUCAGGAUACCUGGCCUCUGUCCUGAUGGAAAAACUGCCUUGGAGAUCAGAAAGCCUUAUUAUGGAAUUGCUGUUGUCACACUGUUCCAAAGCACCAGCAGAGUCUCCACCAUCGACAUAAAGCUCAAGAGAUCCGAGAAGCCUUUCAUCAAGAAACAACCCCAGAGCAAGGUCAGGCGCGAGGGGCAAGAUGUCACCUUCUGCUGCCAGGUUGUGUGCAAUCCUCCCGCUAACAAGUACCUUUGGUACCACAACGGUUCUUUGUUGGAUGCAAGGACAGCAGGAUCUGGCAGCGUGCUGGUGUUACACCAGUUGCAGCCACAGCAGGCUGGGCAAUACAUGUGUCAUGCCAGCAACACGCUGGGCUCCAUCAAAUCCAAGCCCGCCACACUCACUGUAACAGUGCGGUCCGCUCCUUCGUGUAACCCGACUCCUCAGAGCUACUUGAUACGACUUCCUCCUGACUGUUAUCAAAACCUGAGCCAGUCUUUUUACUACGAUGUGGGUAAAUGUCCAGUAACUGCAUGCGCCAGCGCUCAAGAACCAGAGGGGCAGUGCAGAGAUGCAACAACCUAUUGCUGUGGAGCUGUGAAACUAGAAGACAGGGUGAUUUCCUGCUCCAUGUACACACUUCCCAUUCGAGUGGUGAAUAAAUGUGGAUGCCAGAGAUGCAUCGAUAGCAAAGCAAUUGUCCGUGGCCGUGCAGUGGCUGCCGACGAUGGGGAACCCAUGCGAUUUGGACAGAUUUUUAUGGGUGGAAAAAAAAUCAGCAUGACUGGGUACAAAGGCACCUUCUCAAUUAUGGUUCCUGCAGACAUUGACAGGUUAGUCCUCACUUUUGUGGAUCGCUAUCAGAAGUUUGUUAAUACCACAAAGGUACUUCCCUUUAACAGAAAAGGAGGUUCUGUGUUCCACGAGGUUAAACUUCUCAGGAAAAAGCCAGAGAUAAUGUUGGAUUGUUCCAUCAGCAACACCAUCAGCCUCGGGUCAAAGGAAAACCAAGACCCAGUAGCUGAACUGGAGAUCCCACCCAACUCUUUCUACAGGGAGAAUGGGGAAAUAUACAGAGGGUUGGUGAAAGCCAGUGUCACCUUCCUGGAUCCAAGGGAUAUCUCACUGGCCUCAGCAGUACAAAGUGAUCUCAACUUCAUUAACGAAGAAGGUGAUGUUCUACCUUUGAGGACAUACGGCAUGUUUUCUCUGGAUUUUAGAGAUGAAGUCGCAAACGAGAGACUCAAUGCAGGACAGGUGAAGCUAUUUUUGGACACUGCCCAAGUCAAUAUACCAGAACACUUGGAGCAAAUGAAGCUGUGGUCACUCAAUCCUGAAACUGGCUUCUGGGAAGAAGAAGGUUCCUUCACUUUUGUUCGAAGUCGUCGAGGUAAACGUGAAGAGCGAACCUUCCUGGUGGGCAACAUGGAGAUUCGGGAGAGAAGGCUAUUUAACCUGGAUGUCCCAGAAAGCAGAAGGUGCUAUGUGAAAGUUCGAUCCUUUCGAGGUGAUCGAUUUACAUCGGGAGAUCAGUUAGAGGGAGUGGUUGUAUCUCUCAUUAACCUGGAGCCCACGCCAGGAUUUGCCUCCAACCCCCGGGCGUGGGGCCGCUUUGAUAGCGUGGUUACUGGUGCCCAUGGGGCUUGUGUGCCCGCUUUCUGUGACGACCAACAACCGCACGCUUAUUCUGCUUAUGUGACGGCGACUCUUGGAGGAGAGGAGCUGGAGGCGGUGGCUUCCUCCCCCACUGUGAAUUCCAACACAGUCGGUGUUAAAGAACCCUUUCUGCACAAGCUCCAGUACAGGAGGUCAGAUCAUGAGGAUCCCAGAGAUAAAAAGACAGCUUUCAGGAUAAAUGUGGCCAAGCCCAAUGCCAACUUACCAGCGGAAAUAAAUGGUCCCAUUUAUCCAUAUGAGAAAUUAAGAGAGUGUGAAACGGCUCCUUUUAGUGCUGGCCAUUUCCGAUUUUACAGAGUAGAGGGGGACAGAUACGACUACAACACCGUGGCUUUCAAUGAAAAUGACCCAAUGAGUUGGACAGAAGACUACCUCGCGUGGUGGCCACGGCCAAUGGAAUUCCGGGCUUGUUAUGUAAAGUUGAAGCUGAGUGGAAGGCAUGAAAUUACAGUGAGAUCUCGAAACAUGGGAGGAACUCACCCUCGGACAGUGGGUCAGAUGUACGGGCUCCGGGAUGUGCGGAGUACCCGUGAUAUGACCCAGCCUGGCGUUUCUGCUGUUUGUCUGGAGUUCAAAUGCAGUGGCAUGCUCUACGACCAAGAGAGGGUCGACCGCACACUGGUGAAGAUCAUCCCUCAAGGUCACUGCCGCAUGGAAAAUAUAAACAGCAUGUUACGGGAAUACCUGGUCAACCACCUGCCUCUCGCUGUCAACAAUGACACCAGUGAGUUUACCAUGUUGGCUCCACUUGACCCUCUUGGCCACAAUUAUGGCAUCUAUACGGUGACUGACCAGGAUCCAGUCAUAGCCAAAGAGAUGGCACUGGGGAGAUGUUUUGAUGGAAGUUCAGACAGUGUCUCGAGAGUCAUGAAGUCUAAUGUAGGCGUGGCAUUGACCUUCAAUUGUGAGGACAAGCCGGUGGGUCACCAGAAUGUCUUCCAGACCCUGCAGAACUUCCCAGGACAGCAGCCUGUAUAUAAUCAGAGGAUGGGGAGAGGUAAGCGAGGCCGGGGAAAGGGCGUUAAACUGCGAGGACUUCGCCUGAACAAAAAACUGAGGAAACAGAGGGAGGUACCUAGAAGGAAGGCAUUACGGCCUGUUGUUUAGUGACAUGGUCAAAGCUGCACUUUGCUCCAAACUGCAUCGUUUUACAGGGUCAAGCCUUCCUUAAGGAAAUUAGUUCCAAAUAUUCUAUGAACUGUGAUAUCAAUUCCCUAUUCUAUUUAUUUCUGAUACUGUUUCAUAACAGUGGUUUCCAGUUUGCACCAGGUACCAUGCAUUCAAGCAAUUCUGUGUUGGAAAUGGCAUUCAGCAGCUUUCUCUAAGUGCCAGCUUGAUCUUGCUACAACCUUCGAUAAAUUGGAUAGGUAUAUGGACGGGAAAGGAAUGGAGGGUUAUGGUCUGAAUGCAGGUAGAUGGGACUAGGUGAGAAUAAGUGUUCGG
This is a messenger RNA of Amblyraja radiata (thorny skate), 4111 nucleotides long. It is a transcript of the gene cilp, whose product is annotated as cartilage intermediate layer protein, nucleotide pyrophosphohydrolase. The record is from RefSeq and is a predicted model, not a curated record. The transcript has 9 exons. Lineage: Eukaryota; Metazoa; Chordata; Chondrichthyes; Rajiformes; Rajidae. Bases 227 to 3775 code for a protein of 1182 amino acids.